Messenger RNA from Dioszegia hungarica, 2127 nucleotides. RefSeq lists its product as uncharacterized. The transcript is spliced from 4 exons. The record is from RefSeq and is a predicted model, not a curated record. Bases 1 to 2127 code for a protein of 708 amino acids. Lineage: Eukaryota; Fungi; Basidiomycota; Tremellomycetes; Tremellales; Bulleribasidiaceae.
AUGAGCACGCAACGCACGCCCCUGCUUGUGUGCACGGGUACCGGUACGGACGCGUCCCCGCGCGCUCGCCUUGGACCUAUAUCGCCGCCGUCCACGCCCCUUGUCUCGCCCGUCCGCAGUCCGCGCAGCCCUCGCAGCCUGCGAUACGUCGAGAAGACUCCUCUCUAUGUGGUGGCUGAGGAUGAUGAGGACCUCGAGGACUGCCGGCCGUCCAAGGGUUGCCGGGUGGGCCGGGAUUGGAGGGGAGCGAUCAGAGUACUGGAUGGGCGGAGAAAGUUGUGGGGGCCGGUCCUGCUAGUGCUGGUUCUGCUCACAGGGACGGCUACGCUGUUCUUGACGGGAUUUACCGAGAGGGAGGCCUGGCGGGUGGUAAGCGAUAUCCCGCGGUCAUUCUUCGGCAAGGCAGGACAGCUGGGGCCGUGGGACACCGCACUGGAUCUCGGGGCUGGGAUGAUCUCUCAAAGCGGUGGAGGCGAGAGUGCGGGACCAAAGGCGGAUGUCGGAUCUUACGGACCCAAAUCAACAACGGACGACGGGCUGCUCCAUCGUCUUCCCUACAACCCUGAUCUUGGCCCCGGCAGCUCUCCGCAUCCCAUCACAUAUCUCAUCGACCAAGCGCAGGCGGCAUGGGCAGAGAAGAAUGCAAGGCAAAGCAGAACGCUGAGGGAGGCGGUAGAGGAGUAUCGGAGGCGGUAUGGACGGGCGCCUCCGGCGGGAUUCGAGAAGUGGUGGAAAUACGUGAAGACGCACAAUGUCCCCCUCCCAGACGAAUACGACCAAAUCUCCCAUGACGUCCACUCAUUCCACCCUCAUCGUCCCCAUGCCUUUUCAGCCAAGCAGGCCCAAGCAGUCGAUCUUCCCAAUACCUACAUUCUCCGUAACACCGGCGGUAAUCUCUCGGUAUCCCACGACCUCAACGCCGAUAUAUCACUCGCAGCAAGACGAAGGAUACAAGCGCAGCUGGACGUAAUCAAGGAGGUGGCUGGGGAUAUAGGCGACUUUGAUGCUGUGUGGAGUCUGCAGGAUACAGGACGGGCCUUUAUGAGCUUGAGUCAGAGGAGGGCUUUGGAUGUGGCUGGGGCAGGAGGGAAUUUCAUUGACGAUGAAGUUGUCGAGGAGCAAAGAGGCUGGUCAGCCCUCUGUCCGCCCUCUACCGACUUUGCCGCCGGUUUCGCCGCCACCCGCUCCCCUCCCCCUUCCUCGCAAAAAUCGUUCAUCUCCUCCCACCUCCUCUCCUCCUCAAUUUGCGACCAGCCCUCCCUCGUCCCCUUGCACAGCGCUACCGCUGGCGACCACCGCGCACCCGUCACCUCUGGCCAUCUCUCCAUCUUCUCGUCCUCUCGGCUCUCGGUCCAGAGCGAUAUCAUUGCCGUCCCCUACUCGCCUAGCACUGCCCAGGCAUCAACGCCAUGGGAGAGCAAAACCGAAGACCGGCUCCUCUGGCGCGGCGAGCUCACCGGGCCAAUAGCGGACGACACAGCCGACUGGCGGAUGACUGAGCAGGCCCGCCUUUUGGAUCUGCACAAGGCCGGUCCAACAUCGGUCCUCGUCCCCACCUCUGGUGCUAGUCCAGAGCUCUCCGAGGCGACCUACGCCGAUGCAGCCAAGCGGUACCUGGACGUCGGAGCGACUGGUCUGUCCGCGCAGUGCGACUCUCCCGCCUGCGCUGGUAUCGCCAACGACUACACCUUCGUCCCGCGCAUGAAGGACAUCGACGCGGGACGAUACAAGUACGCGCUCGACCUCGACGGGGACGCGGGAUUCCGGGAGCUGCUGUCGACCGGGAGCGUAGUAUUGAAGAGCACAAUCAUGGCGGAGUGGUGGUCCGACAGGGUGCAACCUUGGGUGCACUAUGUCCCCGUGAAGGUGGAUUACACGGAUCUGAUGGAUGUGAUGGCAUAUUUCACUGGCGAUCUCACGCCCGCCAAAGCAAACGGAAACGACACCGCCGCUCGCACGAUCGCCGAGGCAGGUCAGAACUGGGCGGCAACCCACUGGAGGGAGGAGGACAUGACGGCGUAUAUGUUCAGGCUGUAUCUCGAGUGGGCCAGGGUGUGGGGUAGUGAGGAUAGGCUGAGCGGGUAUACCUACGAUGAGAAGGAUGAGGUGGACACUGCCCAGAUCUAG